Messenger RNA from Populus euphratica (Euphrates poplar), 691 nucleotides. RefSeq names its product coatomer subunit epsilon-1-like. The record is from RefSeq and is a predicted model, not a curated record. NCBI's taxonomy places the organism in Eukaryota, Viridiplantae, Streptophyta, Magnoliopsida, Malpighiales, Salicaceae. Gene Ontology annotation, molecular function: structural molecule activity; protein binding. Gene Ontology annotation, biological process: endoplasmic reticulum to Golgi vesicle-mediated transport; intra-Golgi vesicle-mediated transport; retrograde vesicle-mediated transport, Golgi to endoplasmic reticulum. Gene Ontology annotation, cellular component: COPI vesicle coat. Bases 22 to 351 code for a protein of 109 amino acids. The transcript is spliced from 4 exons.
UAUGUUCUGAGUAAAUCUUUCAUGGAAUGGUUUGAAAAGGAAGCAUAUCUCAUCUUCCAAGAUUUAUCAGAGAAGUAUCCAAUGACAGGGUUACUAUUGAAUGGGAGAGCUGUUUGUUGCAUUCACAUGGCUAAUUUUGAUGAAGCUGAAACAUUGUUGCUCGAGGCCCUAAACAAGGAUGCAAAGGAUCCAGAGACUCUAGCCAACUUCGUUGUAUGCAGUCUUCACAUUGGCAAAUCUUCUUCACAUUAUCUCAGCCAGCUGAAGAUUUCACAUCCAGAUCAUAUGCUUGUUAAACGUGCAUCAUCUGCCAAAAACAAUUUCGAAAGAGCAGUUCAAGCAGUUGCUUGAUGUGUUGUUGGUUUUGAUUCUAGUUAACAAGGUGAAUGCUAUUGCUUCACUUUUGUCGCAAUUGUUUUUUAGGGAUUCCGCAAAACCCCUCUAUAAGCUAGGAAAUAUACAACCGAACUGGAGUUUUUUUUUUAUGUAGAGCUCAGAUUUAAUUAGUGGCAUUUCCCAUGUCUUGUUGAACGUCUCCUUAUUUUUUUUUUCCCUUUUUCUUAGGUUAGAUGAUAGUUAUCAAAGGGGGUUCAUUCUAUGAUCAAUAGACUUAAAAACUAACACCAGACGUGUUUGGUUUUAACAUUUAUAGGGAGUUAAUGUGGUCAAAUUUGAUUGGCUCAAUUGUCUA